Cyprinus carpio (common carp) is the source of this 2391-nucleotide messenger RNA. RefSeq names its product serine protease 23-like. The record is from RefSeq and is a predicted model, not a curated record. Gene Ontology annotation, biological process: proteolysis. Gene Ontology annotation, molecular function: serine-type endopeptidase activity. Lineage: Eukaryota; Metazoa; Chordata; Actinopteri; Cypriniformes; Cyprinidae.
GAGAUGAAGCUCAGCGCGACGCGCCCACGCGCGCACGGAGAACCGAUCAGAGCAACACUGGCGAUGAGAUGAAGCGAGCUCACAUGAGAACAGAAAGCUGUGUCCUUCUGGAGCCGCUGCUCGUCUGGAUCCAUGUGCUGAAACACUGAUCUGCUCUGAGGUUUACUGGAGAUUAAUAUCGGACACACCUGCGCGCGCGAACAGGUUUUCUGAUGGCUCUGCUCGUCCUGCUGCUGCUGCUGGGCUCGGCGUCGGGUUCGGCCCCGGGGCCACAGUGGCCCCUUCAGCGUGUGCCUGUGGUUUGGCCCCAGCGGACGGAGGAGCGGCCAGCACCUCACUUCCUGCGGCCCGCUCAGCUGGAGCUCAACUCUUCCUGCGGCCCCGAGUGCCACAAGCGGGCCCCUGCGCCCAGCUACUGGGACCUGCGCCAGUUCCUGUCCUAUGAAACGCUGCACUCCAGCGGCCAGCUGACAGAGACGGCAGUGGGCAUCUACGGAUUCGACGCCGAGGCCUUCUACAAGCCCCCCGCUGGCCGCUCCAGAAGCAGACGCCAGAUCUUCGGUCCAGACAGCCGCUUCAGUAUCGUCGGCCAGGACUUCCUCCUGAACUACCCCUUCUCCACCGCCGUCAAGCUGUCCACCGGAUGCUCGGGGACGCUGGUGGGGGACCAGCACGUCCUCACAGCAGCACAUUGCAUUCACGACGGAAAGAACUACGUCAAAGGAGCCCAGAGGCUGAGAGUGGGCUUCCUGAAGCCGCGGCAGAAAGAGACAUAUGGCAGAAACGGCACUGGACCGGGCAAGAUGAAGUUCCAGUGGAUCCGAGUCAAGCGCACACACGUGCCCAAGGGCUGGAUCACCAACACUGGCUCGGCCAACGACAUCGGCAUGGAUUACGACUACGCUCUGCUGGAGCUCAAGAAGGCCCACAAGCGGAGGCACAUGAAGCUGGGCAUCAGUCCCGCGGCCAAGCAGCUCCCUGGGAAGCGGGUGCAGUUCUCCGGGUUCGAUAACGACCGGCCGGGUCAGCUGGUGUACCGCUUCUGUGAGGCCGGGGAUGAAACCUACGACCUCCUGUACCAGCGCUGCGAUGCUCAGCCGGGCGCCAGUGGCUCCGGGGUCUACACCCGCAUGUGGAACCGCAGACGUCGGCGCUGGGAGCGCAAGGUCAUCGGGAUCUUCUCCGGACACCAGUGGGUGGACCUCAGCGGCACGCCUCAUGAGUUCAAUGUGGCAGUGCGCAUCACUCCGCUGAAAUUCGCCCAGAUCUGCUACUGGAUCAAGGGAAACUAUGUGGACUGCAGAGAAGGCUGAGUAGCAGCAGAGCGCUUUGCUUUCUCUCCAUUAGCACAUAAGAUACUCUCUAUUAUUUCAUGCAGAAAAGUUGCACAGUCCAGAAUAUGCAUCAAUAACUAAUUAACUCCUACAUUCUUUGUUUUUUAACACUUGUUUAGCCUUGUGAAAAGAAUGGAGCCAAAUCAGUGCCACAGAUACUUGCAAAAGAACUGAAGUAUUGCAAAAGAAAAUGAAAGUAUUGAGAAAAAAUUGUUUUGCAAAAAAAAAAAAAAAAAAAGAGAAGAAUUGCAAAAUAUAAAUGAAACAGAGCAAAAGCAAUGAUUUUGCAACACAUAUUUUCCAUGGCCAUAGCUACUCAUUUAUUUGCAAAGCUGCUUUUAUUUUGAAUUUCUUUUUCCCACCCCCAUGUCAAAACAAUGCCAGAAAGUGAAACGCGCAGAAACGUGAAGCGCAAAAGCUGUAUUCUUUGUUUUGGUUCACAAAACAUCUUUUUCUUUUGCAAUUUUUUGUUUUUGUUUGGGAAAAGCACAUUUAUUGUUUCCGUAAUACUUUAUUUUACUUUGCAAUACUUCAAUUCUUUUGCAAGUGUAUGUGGCAUUGAUUUAACUCCAUACAAAAGUAUUAAGUAAGGUUCUCAACUGACAGCCAUUCUAUCGUAGCACAUAUUGUUAUAAUAUAGUAGAGGUUUUAGGAGUGCCUGAUUUUUAUUUUCCGUCUGCUGCCUUUGAUUUCACGGCUCAGGACAGUCGCCGGUGAAGGACUGGAGACAGAAAGGCACGGACAUCAGCUUGUUCUGUUCGUAGCACUGGUGCUGUUUCUGUUUUCUCUAAUGUACUGAAGUGUGAGGUGCUUGCUUGUGUGGAAAUUGAGAACUACUGUAUGACAUUCUGCUUUUACAGGUGUGUGCUUCCCUCUAGUGGUCAGAGGCUGUUCAUCAGAGGUCCACAUACAAACACACUGUAAAUCAAAAACAUAAGUGGAUAUCAGCUCCCGAUGGGCACUUUGAUGUUUAUUCAUUCAAUGGCACUAAUCAUUUGGAGAAUUUUAAUGCCCUUUGUUAUGCACAACACAUUAAAAGCUUUUGCAAAAAAUAAAA